AUGCCUCCAAAGCGCAUGACGGCAAACCCCGUCAAGCCGUCUCGCCACAGAGCCGGCAAGCCCUCCGGCGCCGACUCCUCCUCCGACUCAGACGCCAGCGACGCCGACGAGCCCGUCGAGCCUGUCGCCGUGCCCCCUCCCCCAAAGGCCACCAGCGCCGGCAAAAUCAUCAGCAACCUGAACAAAGUCGACCUCAAUUCCCGGCGUAAAGAUGCAGAAGCCGCCGAGGCGCGUCGAAUAGCCGCGGAAAAGGCUGAGAGGCUAGCGGCGGAAGAAGGCUUCGUUACCGAAGAAGAGGAAGAGGAAGACGACGAGGAGGAGGACGAGGAUGAGAGCGAGUCGGGAGAGGAGGAGAGUAGUAGUGAAGAAGAAGCGCCGAGGAGAUUAAUGAUGCGGCCGAAAUUCAUACCGAAAAACCAACGAGGCGCCGCCGCACAGGACUCGGAAAAGGAACAAGAAGCCGCCAGGCAAGCCGAGGAGGAAGCCCGGAAAAAGGCCGCCGAUGCGCUCGUCGAGGAGCAAAUCAAGAAAGACCUCGCUGCGCGCGCCGCGGGCAAGAAGCACUGGGACGACGAGGAGAACGAGGAAUCUGACGUCGACACCACGGACGGGCUGGACCCGGAGGCGGAAGAAGCAGCCUGGAGAGUGCGCGAGCUGAAGCGCCUCAAGCGCGCCCGCCAGGCCAUCGAAGAGCGCGAGAAGGAGCUCGCGGAAGUAGAGCGCCGCCGCAACCUCACCGAGGAGGAGCGCGCCGCCGAGGACGAGGCCUACAUCGCGAAGCAGCAGGAGGAAAAGGAGGGUAAAGGCAAAAUGGCGUACAAGCAGAAAUACUACCACAAGGGCGCCUUCUUCCAGGAGGAGACGGCCGCCGCGGGCCUGCUCCAGCGAGACAUCAUGGGCGGCCGCAUACAGGACGACGUGCGCAACCGCGAGGCCCUGCCCGAGUACCUACAGCUGCGGGACAUGACCAAGCUGGGCAAGAAGGGCGCGACAAAGUACAAGGACAUGCGGAGCGAAGAUACUGGCCGGUGGGGAUCGUUUGGUGGGGAUAGGAGGCGAGAUGACCGUCGUCGGUAUGACAGUGAGGACGAUCGGUUUCGGCCGGAUGACGACUGGAAUCGCAGGAAGAGGAGUACGUCUCGUGAAAGAUAUCGUGAUGACGGCGACAAGAGACGCAGAGUUGAUGAUCGAGAUUGA
Molecule: messenger RNA, 1197 nt
Organism: Trichoderma aggressivum f. europaeum
Lineage: Eukaryota; Fungi; Ascomycota; Sordariomycetes; Hypocreales; Hypocreaceae
Exons: 1
Coding region: 1-1197 (398 amino acids)
Biological process (GO): mRNA splicing, via spliceosome
Cellular component (GO): U2-type spliceosomal complex
Molecular function (GO): RNA binding
Source: RefSeq, a predicted model, not a curated record